Trichomonas vaginalis G3 is the source of this 2368-nucleotide messenger RNA. RefSeq names its product phage tail repeat-like family. The transcript has a single exon. Lineage: Eukaryota; Parabasalia; Trichomonadida; Trichomonadidae. The record is from RefSeq and is a predicted model, not a curated record. The annotation marks the transcript as partial.
AUGAAAAUCAUUGAUUUUAAUUCAUUCAUGAAUACAUAUAAUUCAUUCAUUAAUGUUUCAUAUGCUUCUAAAGAAGGUGAGCCAAAAACUAUCGAUAAAGCGGUGUAUGAAAUAAAAGCAUCAACGACGAAAUUGAAUUCGUUAACUUUUGACGGUGAUAGUUUCGUUAAUGACAUAACAUCGGGGAAAACAAUUUUAACGAAAGAAUAUUUAAAAUCUCAUGUUAGUGAGUUCGUUGAAAUUGAAAAAGAAGGUGGAAUUAAGUUCGAUCCACUGAAUUUCAUUUUCAGCUUAGCGAAUGCGGGUGUUAGUUUCGCUGAAUGGACAACUAUACAGAGUGAAAUAAAUGCAAUAUGGACGUUUUUGGGGUCAAAAGCGGGAAUGGGUGAGCUUGUAAAUGCUGCAAGAACAUUAGGUGAAACAGGAAAUUUUGUAGAUGGUUUUAAAAGACUUGUUUCAAAUGUUUUAACAAACACAAAGAAAUUAUUUAGAUAUACCGUACAUAACGGACGGAUUUUCGAACAGAUAGCAACAAACCCUCCGGUUAUGGCUGCGUUGAUGAUGGUUAGAGAUAUAAAACCACGUAACGACGGGAACGAAGAACAUGAACAACAGGAUACUGGUCGGGUUAUUCGAGACAUUAAAAACGUGUAUCCUGAAGUUAUUGAUUUAUUUAGAGGAGUUAAUGAUUCAAUUUCAAAACAUUCUAUAACCCUCGAUGAAGAGAAUAAAUUAACAGAUUAUAUAUUCGUCAUUAUUGCAGAAUUAAUGAAGAGAAUAAAUGAAAAAGGAAUUGGUGAUAUCAUUAAUGUCAGCGAUGUAAUGAUGAAAAGAAAUUUUGACUCAUUAUUUACAAAACCGAAAACAGAAUAUAGUCUUUAUGACGUAAUUACCGAAUUAAUGAAAAAGAUUAAUGAUAAUAAGAGUUCUGGCGGAAGAGUUGAAUUAGAAGUGAAUGAUGUUAAUGAGAAAUUAGCCGAAAAAGCAAACAAAAAUGAGCUUUUAGCUCUGAGUGAUAAAGUCAAGAACCACGUUCAUUAUAUAACUUCAGACGAACAGAUUAUAACGAACUACCAUGGAUAUUUAACACGAAGUGAUGAAGCGAAGACAAAAAAUGUUAAUGAAAGAAGAUAUAAAUACAUUCGUGCUAAAGGUUAUGACAUAAGCUGUACUGUACAGUAUGAUGUAGCUAAAGCACCAGAAGCAUUUGGUUAUACCGGUGAAAUUUAUGCCUCUACUUUCAAUGUUAACGGUGUAUUAGUUGAACCAAGAUUUACUUUGAGAGUUAAGUCAAAAAUAACGUUUGAAGAUGCUAUUAAAAGUAAAGCUGACAAAGUUGAACUUGAAGCAACGAACAAAGUUUUGAAAUCUCAUAAACACAACAUCUCCGAUAUAAAUGAACUUCAAGCUACAUUAGACAGUAAAGCCGACAAGAACCAUACACAUAAAUCCUUCACUACUGUUAGAGCAGACGACAUAAUAUUGAACUAUACCCUUGGUUCAAGUGCACCUUUAGAGAAUCCAAGUACAAGCGUAAAAGAUACACUAAACAAUUUAGAUAACAGUUGCAGGAAUAUUGAAGGUCAUGCCAGAAACUUUGAAGCACAUGAACUACCAGCAAUGUUAGAUAAGAAAGCCGACAAAACUUAUGUAGAUGAAAAUUAUGCAAAGAAGUCGGAAGUAAAUGCUGCGCUUAAUGGAAAAGCCGAUAAAGAGCACGUGCAUGAAGAAUUUCAAACAAUCAAGAUUAAAGAAAUUAAGGCAUGCAUCGAAAUAGUAACAAAAACAGGAAGAGACGGUGCAACUGUACAAGAACAAAGAAUUUAUCCUCCUACUUUUCCUAAUGGUUUAAUAACAAACAAUAUAAAUAUUGUAGAAGGCAAUAAAACUAUAAACGUUAAACAUGAACUUCUAACAAUGAAGGCCCAGAUUCUUGAAACCAUAUAUCCUAUAGGCUCUAUUUAUACGUCAAUGAACUCAACAAAUCCGGCAAGUGUUUUAGGUUUUGGUACGUGGGAACAGAUUGUAGAUAAAUUCCUCUAUUGUGCGAACUCUUCAAAGCAAACAGGUGGUUCGAAGAAAAUUAAAGAAGCAAACCUUCCACCGCACACUCAUACAGGAACUACAAACACAACAGGUAGUCAUUCACAUUCAAUAACAAAAAGAGGUUAUACAAAUCUUGCAGCAGGUUCGGAUAGACAGGGAAUGCAUAGAUAUGAUAUUUCAAGUGACCCAGUAGAUUCAAGCGCAGGUAUUUUCUGUGGAACCGCAGGAAAUCAUUCACACACUUUCACAACAAAUCCAACAGGCUCGGGUAGAUUAUAUGCCACCAUUUGUGACUAUAUUCGCAUGGUACCGCGUUCAAUGA